Messenger RNA from Triticum dicoccoides, 1082 nucleotides. RefSeq lists its product as uncharacterized. Bases 99 to 899 code for a protein of 266 amino acids. The transcript has a single exon. NCBI's taxonomy places the organism in Eukaryota, Viridiplantae, Streptophyta, Magnoliopsida, Poales, Poaceae. The record is from RefSeq and is a predicted model, not a curated record.
UCGUUGCAAGUACAGCACACUCACUCACACUCGCCGGUCGCUGACCACUGAGGCUGGGCUUGGCGAGCGCGGCGAGCGGGCUGAGGGCGGAGGCCGAGAUGGCGACCGACGGCGUGUCGAGGCUGAGCGUGGGGGUGAGCGUCAUGGUGGCGCUCAGCCUGGCCGUCUUCCUCACCAUCGUCAUCCUCCUCCUCGCCGACCUCUUCUGCUCCCACCUCCGCCGCCGGCGCCUCCGCGCGGACGCGAUGGAGGCGCCGCCGCACAAAUGGCCGAAGCGCGGCCAUGGGGGCGCGGGGUCCCUGUCCCCGCCGCACGCCGCCGGCACGGGCGAUGACGCGUCCGUGGCCACCACGGCGACCACGGCCACCACCACGGCACGCGAGGCGCUCACCAGCACCCCGCCCUUCUACUACGCGCACGGCGUCAUGUGCGCGCCCAGCCGCAAGGACCUGCUCCUCGCCAUCCCCAGGCUGGAGGCCGCCGUGUGGAGGUGGUCGCCCGCGCGCCGCUCCUCGCCGUCGCCCUCGCCGCCGCGGUCGGACGAGCCCACCGCCCGCGGCUCCUCCUCCUCCUCCGCGCACAGCGACGGCCUCAUGUACAUCUCCAACCCAGUGUACGAGCGGGGCGCCCCCGCCGGGCACGAGCACGACACGCCGUUCGAGACGCCGGACGCAUCGCCGUCGCGGUACGGGAUUACAGAGGAAGUGCGGGGGGACGGGGCGUUCUCGCCGCCGCUGCCCAUGAUGAGGAAGCUGCCGCCGCUGGGCGUGCUGGCGUGCCCCCCGCCUGCGGUCUUCGACGGCCGGCCGCCGGUGACGUUGUGGCCCGGCACGGUCGCCGACGCCAAUCGGGCCUCCUCGUCGUCGUCCAACUUCACCGCGCGCUUCUUCUCUUCCUAGUCGCCGGAGUAGCAGACCUCUUGUGAUGCGGUAGGGUGUGGCUGAGUGAUGUAGGCGCUAGGUAGAUCUUGAUCUUGAUUCCAUUCAUCGUUUUGCUCGGGCUCCUCGGUUCUGUUGUUCGUUGGAUUUGCUAGUUCUUGCACUUGUUUUUGCCAGGGGAGUGUACCCCACUUGAUGAUCUAU